AUUCUUGAUGAUGAGUUCCCACUUUUCCACCCCCAAUCCAGCCGGUCGUCGGCCGCUCUGCACCUUUCUCGUCAUUGUCGUCAGUCUUCUAUAUUCCCCGUUCAGCUCUGCAGCGGCUCCUACGCUACGACGUAAUCCAUCCAUAUCCUUCUUCCCCCACCGAACUCCCUCCUUGACUUGACCUUUAUUCGUGCUUAUCCUCUCACCAUGGAGCCCCGCGAGCAGAGAUCCUAGCAGAUCCAUCCGGCCAAAGAAGAUGAACCCGGAAAAGCUCACCCUCCUCCUCGUGAACCUCGCCGGGAUCAUGGAGAGGGCCGACGAGUCCCUCCUCCCGGGGGUCUACAAGGAAGUCGGCGCCGCCCUCCACACUGACCCCACCGGCCUCGGCUCCCUCACCCUGUUCAGGUCCGCCGUUCAGUCCUUGUGCUACCCGAUCGCCGCUUACUUGGCCUCACGCCACAAUCGAGCUCAUGUGAUUGCGCUGGGGGCGUUCCUGUGGGCCGCAGCUACUUUCCUCGUCGCCUUCUCCUCCACUUUCGCUGAGGUUGCUAUAUCUCGAGCUUUGAAUGGGAUCGGGCUCGCAAUUGUCGCCCCUGCAAUCCAGUCCCUCGUGGCCGACUCGACUGACGAUCACAACCGUGGAACUGCUUUCGGGUGGCUACAACUGACCGGCAACCUUGGGGCUAUCAUUGGUGGGCUCUUCUCCGUCAUGAUAGCUCCGUUCACUUUCAUUGGAAUCCCAGGGUGGAGGGUCUCCUUCCAUCUAGUCGGGCUUAUCAGCGUAAUUGUCGGUAUUUUGGUCCGCCUAUUUGCGAGUGACCCGCAUUUUACUGACACGGGGGCCAAAGGUAGCAUCCAGGAAGAGCCGGGCAAGUCCAUUUGCUCAGAGGUGAAAGACUUGGUCAAGGAGGCGAAGUCGGUCAUCAAAGUACCUUCUUUCCAGAUUAUUGUGGCUCAGGGGGUCACCGGUUUAUUCCCCUGGUCUGCCCUCUCUUUUGCACCAAUGUGGCUCGAGCUCAUGGGAUUCUCUCACAACAAAACUGCGUUUCUCAUAGCCCUGUUUGUGGUUUCGAGUUCACUCGGGGGCCUGUUCGGAGGGAAAAUGGGAGAUUUUCUCUCUUUACGACUCCCAAACUCGGGGAGGAUAAUUCUCGCGCAGAUUAGCUCAGCCUCAGCAGUCCCACUCGCAGCUAUACUUUUGCUGGGUUUACCUGGCGAUCCGCCUUCAGCAGCUGCCCACGGUAUAGUCCUCGUGAUCAUGGGCCUGUGCAUCUCAUGGAAUGCACCGGCAACAAAUAAUCCUAUAUUCGCAGAGAUAGUUCCAGCGAAGUCCCGAACAAGUGUCUAUGCACUGGACCGGUCCUUCGAGUCCAUUUUAUCAUCCUUCGCUCCCCCCAUAGUUGGGAUCCUAGCUCAGCACGUCUACGGCUACAAACAGCUUCCUCAGGGCUCCAGUACGUCCCAAGAGAUCGAGACAGAUCGAAAGAACGCGACUUCACUGGCCAAGGCACUUUACGCAGCAAUUGGCAUCCCGAUGACUCUGUGCUGCAUCAUCUACUCAUUUCUCUACUUUACGUAUCCGAGAGAUAGGGAAAGGGCCCGCAUGGAGGCCCUAAUAGAGUCGGAGAUGCAGCACCUGCACUUGGAUGAUUCUUCUUCUUCUUCCUGGAAUCUGAUUAAUGGGCCGGAGGAUACAUUAGUACAGGAGAGAAGCGUAAUUGACAUCAAGUAUGAUGGCGAAGAGUUGCAGGAGCAGGAUCUUGAAGGAGGAGAUGAGAAAGCAUUGCUUUAUCGGCAGUUAACUUUUGCUAAUUUGGGCGAGUGAGUCGGCUAAGGUUCCAAACUCUCAAGGAGAUUCGUUUGCUGGAAACCUCUCCCUUGUAGUGUUUUUCAGAUACGAUGCCUUCAUUUUCAAAAAAAAAAAAAAAAAAAAAAGAGGAAAAGGAAAAUCGAUUAGAUAGAUAUAUGUGUAUAGAUUGCAACAUAUUCAGGCCCAUAACGUACAAGUAAAUACUCGUAGAGAGCCAGUGCUGGUAGUGUUCUUUCUUGGUUGUAGGGAAAGGUUUCUUGUGGCAAUCUGUCCGCACUUCGAUAAAUAACACUAUGGAAAAUGUUCAAUUUCC
Messenger RNA from Punica granatum (pomegranate), 2123 nucleotides. The record is from RefSeq and is a predicted model, not a curated record. Lineage: Eukaryota; Viridiplantae; Streptophyta; Magnoliopsida; Myrtales; Lythraceae.